AUGAUAAAGGACAUGAACGAUAAAGAAUUCAUGAACGAGAACACGAAAGAGGAACUGACGAGUCCAGCACCACGCACUCACCUUCAGGACGAGUCCAACACCACACACUCUACUUCAGGACGAGUCCAACACCACACACACUCACCGGAGGACGAGUCCAAUACUCACCGCCCACCGGAGGACGAGUCCAAUACUCACCGCCCACCGGAGGACGAGUCCAAUACUCACCGCCCACCGGAGGACGAGUCCAAUACUCACCGCCCACCGAAGGACGAGUCCAAUACUCACCGCCCACCGGAGGACGAGUCCAAUACUCACCGCCCACCGGAGGACGAGUCCAAUACUCACCGCCCACCGGAGGACGAGUCCAAUACUCACCGCCCACCGGAGGACGAGUCCAAUACUCACCGCCCACCGGAGGACGAGUCCAAUACUCACCGCCCACCGGAGGACGAGUCCAAUACUCACCGCCCACCGGAGGACGAGUCCAAUACUCACCGCCCACCGGAGGACGAGUCCAAUACUCACCGCCCACCGGAGGACGAGUCCAAUACUCACCGCCCACCGGAGGACGAGUCCAAUACUCACCGCCCACCGGAGGACGAGUCCAAUACUCACCGCCCACCGGAGGACGAGUCCAAUACUCACCGCCCACCGGAGGACGAGUCCAAUACUCACCGCCCACCGGAGGACGAGUCCAAUACUCACCGCCCACCGGAGGACGAGUCCAAUACUCACCGCCCACCGGAGGACGAGUCCAAUACUCACCGCCCACCGGAGGACGAGUCCAAUACUCACCGCCCACCGGACGCACUCCCAAUCACUCCACUCACCUGA
Procambarus clarkii (red swamp crayfish) is the source of this 837-nucleotide messenger RNA. NCBI's taxonomy places the organism in Eukaryota, Metazoa, Arthropoda, Malacostraca, Decapoda, Cambaridae. The record is from RefSeq and is a predicted model, not a curated record.